GCGGCCCUGCGGCACAGAGAGCUUACGGAUCAGCGAAAGGGACCCAUCCUCGCUCCUCAUGACAGCCAUGAAGAGAAGCACCUUCCUCAUCCUCUCCAUCACAGGGGUCUACAGCGCCGUUCUCCACGCAGCAGCAUGGUCUGUGAAUAACUUUCUGAUGACUGGACCUAAGGCUUACCUGACGUACUCCAGCAGCGUGGCGGCCGGGGCGCACAGCGGCAUGGAGGAGUGCAAGUUCCAGUUUGGAUGGGAGCGCUGGAACUGCCCCGAGAGUGCCCUGCAGCUCUCCACCCACAACCGGCUCCGCAGCGCUACCCGGGAAACAUCCUUUGUACAUGCCAUCAGCUCGGCCGGCGUCAUGUACACCCUCACCAGGAACUGCAGCAUGGGAGACUUCGAGAGCUGCGGCUGCGACGACUCCAGGAACGGCCGUGUCGGUGAGCUGCCGGUUCCAGACGGGCUGCCGUCCUCUCUCCGUCCCCGCACGCAGCUGCCCCAGGAUUUCAGGGCAGAACUCAGCCCAACGGGACAGUUCUGUCCCUUAGCGUGUGUCUGUCUUGCAGGUGGCCGAGGCUGGGUCUGGGGAGGAUGCAGUGACAACGUGGAGUUUGGGGAGAGAAUUUCCAAGCUCUUUGUGGAUGCUUUGGAAACAGGACAUGAUACCCGUGCACUGAUUAACCUGCACAACAAUGAAGUUGGGAGACUUGCCGUGAAAGCCACGAUGAAGCGAGCCUGCAAGUGCCACGGGGUGUCGGGCAGCUGCAGCAUCCAGACCUGCUGGCUCCAGCUCGCCGAAUUCCGUGAGAUCGGGAAUUACCUGAAGAUCAAAUACGACCAAGCCCACAAGCUGGAGAUGGACAAGAGGCGGAUGAGAGCUGGCAACAGCGCCGACAGCCGCGGGGCCACAGCAGAGACCUUCCACCAUGUCCACCCCACCGAACUCGUCUUCCUGGAGGACUCUCCCGACUACUGCACGAGGAACGCCAGCCUGGGCCACCACGGCACCGAGGGACGCGAGUGCCUGCAGACCGGCAAGAACCUCUCGCAGUGGGAGAAGAGGAGCUGCCGGCGGCUUUGCACCGAGUGCGGUCUCCGGGUGGAGGAGAGGAGGACGGAGGUGGUGUCCAGCUGCAACUGCAAGUUCCACUGGUGCUGCACCGUGCGGUGCGAGCAGUGCCGGCAGCUGGUGGCCAAGCACUUCUGCGCCCGCCGUGACACUGCUGCCACCGCCCCCAACCACAUCAGGCGGAGGAACAAGGGACAUAAGAGAUAGAGGGAGGUUUUGGUGCGCGAGGAGGACGCUUUGAUGUCCCCAUGCUCGGCAGCCUCUGGCGGAGAUGGGGUGAGAAGGAGCAUCCCUGGGGCAUCACACCAGGCGAUGAGACCUCCUGCAGAUGGAAGCUGGGGGAUUAGGAAGCACAAGGUGCAGGUACCAAGGGACCACAGUCCUUCUUGCUUCCAUGUUUUUUUCCUCAAUAUUUGCUGGUAGCUUCUUUCUUUUAAGGAGUCACUUUGUGUAUCAGACAGAGGGAAGAAUUUAAUGGUUUUGGUGGAUUCAACCCCUUAUGCCACAUCCAGUGGGUCUGCCAAGGCCAGCGGUGGGGCUCCAACCCCACGACGAGCAAGGUGGGGACAGGCAUGGUGGCCAAAAGCAGGUCCCAUGGGGCAGCUCUGUCCCAGCAGUUCAUGCACAGCAGCUGCUUGGCAGCAUUUUUAGUGGAAAACUUACGCACUUUCUAACGCAAGAAGAGGUUCUGCAGUACUGUGGUGUGUGUUAUUAUGACUGCAGCCUGAUAAGUUUACAGACGGUGUUUACAGAUUUCAUUCCCCCUCCACACCCUUUUAAAUUUUGUAUUUUGGUAUCAGAACCCCUAUUCCCAGUAGAUAGUAGCUUCGUGUAUUUGUACUAGACACAAUUAAGGAGUUUACAAUUCCUAUGCUUUUAUUUUUUUAUUUAGCAGAUAAGAAUUCAGAAUUCUUUAUGCCUAAUGUUGUUUAUAAAUAAGCUGUAUUACUGCUUAGCACAAUCUGUUUUCUCUAUAUAUUUUGAAGUUCUCUAAAGAGUGAGAUUUUGGACUGUAUUUUGCAAUAAACACCACAAUGAAAAGGACUGGCUUUUUCCUUUCUGCCUUCCUAGUAAUAUGACUUCAAGUGCAAAAUUAUCCCUUUCUGUGUAAAAUCCAUCACUUCCCAGAUUUCUCGUCAUUAACCCAAAAGCCACUGAAGCCAU
This is a messenger RNA of Columba livia (rock pigeon), 2230 nucleotides long. It is a transcript of the gene WNT8A, whose product is annotated as Wnt family member 8A. Bases 59 to 1273 code for a protein of 404 amino acids. Gene Ontology annotation, biological process: cell fate commitment; multicellular organism development; canonical Wnt signaling pathway. Gene Ontology annotation, cellular component: extracellular region. The record is from RefSeq and is a predicted model, not a curated record. The transcript is spliced from 5 exons. Gene Ontology annotation, molecular function: cytokine activity; frizzled binding. NCBI's taxonomy places the organism in Eukaryota, Metazoa, Chordata, Aves, Columbiformes, Columbidae.